Recurvomyces mirabilis is the source of this 711-nucleotide messenger RNA. RefSeq lists its product as uncharacterized. Lineage: Eukaryota; Fungi; Ascomycota; Dothideomycetes; Mycosphaerellales; Teratosphaeriaceae. The coding region runs from base 1 to 711 and encodes 236 amino acids. The transcript has 2 exons. The record is from RefSeq and is a predicted model, not a curated record.
AUGCUCCAAUUUGUCCACCAGAGCGGUGCUGAGGCCGGCAAGGACGAUGAAACUCGGCGCAAGGUCCGUUCACAAGCAAUGCGAGAUUUUCGUCGCCGUCAGCGGGAAGAGCGCGAGGCUGUAACCAACAUCGGUCGAGCCAAAGUGAGCAAGUCACAACGACAGUCAAGGUCGCCACAGGCUCGCCCUUGCGCCACCUCCGAUCGAUCAAGAGCUGCUUCCCUGCAGAGCGACUCGACUCGUAGUGAGAGGUCACAGUCUGCAACCUUCGAGUGGAAGUCAACAGACGAGUUCUUAGCCGUCCCUACUAGCCGCACGCCUUCAAUCGCAAUCCAGGGCGAUUAUUCCAGCGAUGGCGGCUCACCUGGCUACUAUUCAACUCCACGCGAACAGUCACCAGGUCAAUACUUCACUCCACCCGAGGUCCCAUCCAAUUACUACUUCGCUCCCCGAGAACCGUCACCAGCGCCAUGCCAAAACAUCUACUGGACUCCCGAGCUCCGACAGGAAGAGCUCUAUCAGCCAUCGAGAAGUCCGUCGAUCUGGGCUUCCGAUGUCGAGGCUGGCCCAUACCCACCUCCGGAACAAUUAAAGCAGACCAUCAACUUUUGCCGAAGCUGUACGACCAGCACUCUCAACCUGUUCAUCUGCGAUGAGUGUGUUGCAUUAUGCGAGCAGCAGGCCCCUCCUCAUACCUGGGCUCGAUGUUAG